UUUUGAUAUGUACUUUUCAAAAAAUAUAUAAUUUUUAGUAAAAGGUUCGAUGUAAUUUAAAAUUAUAUAGUGGUUUAAGAAAUGCUUUAAAAAUGGAUUUCACAUUGGAUGGAAAUUUGGAUGAAGAUUUUUUCGGAGUGUUGAAGCGACAAAACACAAAUUUGGAUAAUCUUUUCGGAAAUGAGACCCAACGUAGUACCUCUGAUGAAAAAGAAGAAUCGUUGAAAUAUCAACCCACAAAGCAGGCAUCGACUAGUUCAAAUGCUAAUAAAAGUACCAGCUCAAGCGCUACCAUAACAGCGCAAACUUGGCAAACUCUUCUAGCAAAAGUUGUUCAUGCUUAUAAGGAUCGUGUUCCCAUUGGCAAAGUGGGUGUGGCAUUGUUGCAAAGUAUUGAGAAUGAAUAUCGUAUUAUAAUUUACAAAGCAAAAUUUAAUGUGCUUACCACAUGCUCACUGCACGUUGAACUGUCACAAAUACAUCGAAAGGAUAAUUACCUUCAGUUUUAUGAUGAUGCGCUAUGUUGUUGGAGCGUUUAUUUUGAUACCAUUGACAAUACUGAGGAGUUUGUACGCAAAUUGAAUGAAAUAAAUAUCAAAAUAAGUGAAGACAUAGCAGGUGAACCGCAGGAAAGUAUUUCAGCACCAGAAACGGGAGAAAAUCAAAAUGAAGAACCAAUUGCAAUGAGUGCACCAAUUAUUUCGAAACCCAUUGAACGUCCAACUGUUACGGCUGCAAAACCAACCAAGUCAACGUUAAUAACACGCAUGGCCAAAAUGGGUAAGGAAUUACCAAAAAUGAAAACACCACCACACCUGGAAAGUAGCGCAGAUGUCACCGACUCGUCCGAUACGGAGACAAUGUUCACUCCAAUAACACAUCCCAUAACACCACGCAGUAGUAGAAUAAUGACAACAGCCAAAUUACUUCCCGUGAGCCAAAUUAGUGAAUAUCCCACACCUAAUGUGAACAGCAGUUUCGAGACACAGUUUAUGCAAAUGAUGCUCUCUGAGAAUCGUACACAAAGCUCUGAGCUACGCAUGAACAUUAACAGAUUGGAGAGCAAAGUUGAAAAAGUCAUUGACAAAAUUGAUUUACUUCAAGCCAGUUCUAGCCAUAAAUUAAAUAAAGAAGAUGAAUUAUUAACACUAGAGGAGAAAGUAUUAGAGCUCAAGAAGGAGAAUAGAAGACUUCGGCAAACAAUUGAGGAAAGUAACGUAAAUGCAACAAAUGCAAGUUGGCAAAAACUAAUGCAGAUGUAUAGCACAGAAUUGGAGGAAGCAAAUUUAGCCAAUGUUGAUAGCCUAGAAAGGAUUGUGGGUGAUUUAUUGAAACAACGGACGACAAUGCAAGAAAAAUUAGAGCAAUGGGAAAAAGAACUUACAGAAAAAAGUUUACUAUUAAAAACACAUGAGUCACAAUUUAAUAACAAUCGAGACGAGUUAGCAAAUAUCAUUGCAAGUAAACAACAAUUGGAGGAUGAAUUGAAAACUUUACAAAAAGUUUUAUCAGACAAAGAAUGUUUAGAAAGUGAUUUGCGAAAACAAUUAAUUGAAAGUAACAAUGAAAUACAGGCGGAAAAACAACGUUACGAGGAGAGCAAGGAAAGAGGAGGAGAAACACAAAAUCUGUUGCAAGAAUUUCAGGCUCAAAAUUUAGCACUACAGAAGCAACUGGAUGUAAAAUCCAAUGCGGAGUUGGGCACUCAACAUACCGCUGAAGGCAGUAAUCUGCUGCAUGAAAAUGGAAACACAAUUGAACAACAAAUUGAAACAGUAUUGAAGAAAACUAUGAACAAUUUAUAUGCAAGCUUAGCUGCGAAAUUAGAGAAUAUAGUGCCAAUGCAAAAACAUGCCGUAGUAGCAAUAGUGGGAAAAACUAUACGCGAAGAAACGCUCAAAGCAAUGGAGAGCUUAGAAUAAUAACUUUAUAUACACCUAAAGUGUAGUGGGUGUAUGCUUGUGCAAAAAAAAAGACAAACAAAAUAAUAACAUUACCCAUGUAACAGGAACGAUAUAAAUUCAUAUAAGUGACUGUCAUUCCAAAAGCAUAUGCCUAACUUUUCGUGGAAUGUAGCGUGAUUGCAAUAAAAUUCCAAUUACCUAUGCUUAUAUGUAUGUGUGUCCUUACAAUUAUAAAAUUAUUUUGUAAAUUAAUAAAGUAUCUGUCUAUACUCGUACCAAAA
This is a messenger RNA of Ceratitis capitata (Mediterranean fruit fly), 2185 nucleotides long. Its product is annotated as microtubule-associated protein RP/EB family member 1. The transcript has 2 exons. The record is from RefSeq and is a predicted model, not a curated record. NCBI's taxonomy places the organism in Eukaryota, Metazoa, Arthropoda, Insecta, Diptera, Tephritidae. The coding region runs from base 93 to 1922 and encodes 609 amino acids.